CAACCAUUCACACUCACAUUCAUACCUAUGGACAAUUUGGAGUGGCUAAUUAACCUAGCAUGUUUUUGGAAUGUGGGAGGAAACCGGAGUACCCGGAGAAAACCCACGCAUGCAUAAUUAGUCUUAAUAAUGUACAGUAGAUUAAUUGUUUAGGUGAAGAUUAACUACAAGAAAAAUAGAGUCAAAUGUGCUCUGAAUAACAACCAUGUCCCCGUGUUGACCGGAACACGAUGUGACAAAGUAACUUUAACCCCGAAGCUUAUGCACGGUAGCAAACUAUUUUAGCAAAACAUUGGGAAUAUCAGCGUCUUCCUGCUUCCUGAAACAAUGGAGCACUGUGACGGAAUACACACAUGAGUGUUGUGUCUCGAGCCGAACUUGUCAGCAUGGAAUUUUACGACCUUCUGUUUGUCCUUCACAGCCACGGCAACAAUCCGACGGGAGCACACACUCCUCAGUCGUCACCCCUCUCGCCUCCUUCCACGCCCUCCUCCCUUCCCCCUUCAAGGCCAGGCAGACCCAAACCGCCACCUCCGACCGCAAAGACCUCCCAGCUCCCUUUCCGACCUCCUCAACCUCCUUCUUGUCCGUCGCUCCCUCCUGCGUGCAAACCCAACCCGCCUCCGUCGCCUCUCGUCCCCGAUACAUCGCCUCCUUCUCUCCCGCGACCUCUCUCCCCCGUCCCCAUCUCCGUGUCUCCCUCACCGACCCCGCAGACGUUUAACGCAGCCGACCUCCCACCCUGUUUAACUCCUCUUCCUUCACCCUGCAGCCCUCCCCCACUUGUCAUCCCACCUCCUUCUCCAACACCUCCGCUGCUGAGCUUUGUAGAUCGGCUGGUAGAAAGCGCUGCCGUGUGGUUGACUAAAGGACUGAACCAACAGCAAGUCAUUUGCAUCCUGGAAAAGGAGACGUCCGGGGCAUUCCUGGUUGAGAGUACUGACGACCAAAACAUGACGCUGUCCGUGCACUUGCCGGAGAAGCAGGAGACAUCGCCCGUGCAGCACCUGAAGGUCAAACAGCACAAGACGUUUCUUCACUUGGACGGUUCCACCCUAGUUUUCGAUGACAUCUACAAACUUCUCUCCUUCUACUGCGUCAGCAGGGACAUCCUGGCUGCACCACUGAAGUUACCCCGAGCCAUUACAUUGGCCAAACAGAGACAGGAACUGGAGAUCAUUGCUGCUAUGGGUACAGACUUCUGGACAUCAGAUAUGAAUGAGAAGACGAUGAGCCGGAUUCUGGAUUUGGAUCAGAGCCACAAUAAUUACAUGUAUGUCAACGCAGUCGCUUUGGAGGAGAAACACAACAAGGAAACGAAAAACUGUGACGAUUCCGCAGCAAAAAUCGAAACCCCUGAAAGCAUCGUAUUCUCCUUGCUUAAUGGAGAAUCCCUACAGAAGGAAACCCCAGAGAUGAAGACCGCGCCGAGCCGAGAUUCUAAAUUCAAGCGGCCUCCACCCAGGCCCCCCAGCUUGGGCACCGGGUCUGGCACGGGCCUCCUCUUUUCAUCUCCUCCCUUGGACAAAAGUUCACCUUCUUUAACAUCUGCAGCGGACAGAAUGGAGGAAGGAAGAGUGGGAGGAGGCGACAAAGAAGAGAGGAAGUCAAUGUUGACGUCACCUCCCCCGUUAAGGCCUCCUGUCCCACCGCAGAAUCGAGCCGGACCCCCUCUGCCUCCUGCACCUCUCCGGCACAGCUCCUCCAGGAACAGUACUGAUGGACUCGAGAAGGAACAAAAACGUGUGAGGGGAACAGAAACGGAAGGAUCGAGAGAGGAGGAGAAAACACAGCAGGGUGACGAUGCUGAACUAUUGAACAACAAAUACGUGAAAGUGAAAGAUAGAAAGGAUAAAGAAGGUGACAAGCAAUCCAGCCCUCAGACUUCAGUGAAGAAACCCACCCGACCGGUACCUCAGCCAAGGAAAAAAGUCUGGUCCUCGGAGAGACAUGGAAGUCCCAACCAGGCUCUAACAGCGUCAGCACAUCAGAAUGCCGGGAUGAAGGGAGGCCCUCCCGCCCCGGCAAAGCGGCCAGAUGUGUCACUGUACUCUCCUCAAGGGGGCACUGUCCUUGGAACCGACCCGGACUCCUACUCUAAUAGCAGCACUGAAGAAGAAGGAGAAACCAACCAGGAGCAAGAUCAAAACUCGAAUAACCUUUCAGAAAGCCGUGGACCCAAAGGAAAGCGAACAUCAACCACCAUCAUGUUGGACAAAGCUCGUUCCCGCCUGUCGACUGUUAUUACCGGCCUCAUCAGUCACGAUCGGCGCCUCUCACAACGCAUCGUGGAGCUGGCCAGAGAUCCUCUGAGCUAUUUUGGUAACCUGGUGAAAGAGCAUCGCACCUUCACCCUCGAGACCAUGUCCAAGCACUCCACGUCCACUGAGCUGUUACAGGAGAUGAGGCAGAUGAUGACUCAGCUGAAGAGUUACCUGCUCCAGAGUACUGAGUUGCAGGCCAUGAUGGAGCCACAGCAUCAGUAUUCACAAGACAAACUGGAGAGCAUUGUGGAAGCAGCUCUAUGUAAGAGUGUGCUGAAGCCACUGAGGGAGCCGAUUUACAACAGUUUGGAGAAACUGCACAGCAGCAAUGGCAGCCUUAAGCAAAUGGCACAGAACCAGUCUAUCGUUCUUGGAAGUACCACCACAGCUCUAGGGGUUACCACUGCCGUCCCCGAAGCCUCAGCAAUGGAGAAGAUUAGCAUCAAACUUAGCAAUCUCCAUCUUGAAUACUCUCCACAAAAGAAGAUUGAACUGUUGCUGAAGGCCUGUAAGAUCAUCUAUGACUCCAUGUCUGUCAGCUCUCCAGGGCGGGCCCACGGAGCUGAUGAUUUCCUGCCUGUAAUGAUGUACGUCCUGGCUAGAUCGAAUCUGGCAGACUUAAUGCUGGAUGUGGAAUACAUGAUGGAGUUGAUGGAUCCCGCACUAACAAUAGGAGAAGGUUCGUAUUAUUUGACAACCACCUUCGGGGCUCUUGAGCACAUUAAGACGUUUGACCAACAGAUGUCAGCACCACGACAGCUCAGUCGGGAGAUUCAGGACUCCAUCCAACGUUGGGAGAGACGACGUACGUUCAACCAGGACGGUUGUGCCCAAAACUCUGUUCAGGACUUUUUGACAGUGUGCUGUCCUGAAAUCGGAAGUAACCCCAAAACGUUGGGCGUCUUUCCCACCACUACGGUGCAACAGCUGGCUGAACAGUGUGCCUCACGCUUCCAACAAGACUCGUACAUGCUUAGCAUCCACAUAGAUGGUGUCCUUCGGUCCCUGGACGAUACAGAGCUGGCGCUGACUGUGAAGAACAACUGUCAACCGGGAGCAUACUGCUUCAUCUAUCACCCCAGGGACCAACCCAGCAAGCCGUCAGGACGCACGUGCCCCACCGGUCCGCCCCCGCGACCGCCCCCGCAGAGCAUUUUACCAACCCGGGAAGCAGAGCCAAGUCUGAUUAGCUUGUAGCUGCAAUCGGAAGAUGUAAACCGAUGGAACAAAGUCAGCUCAGGUGUACACUGAAAACAUGACAAUCAGUUGAAUGUUCUUACAGCUAAUUUUGAUGCAUUUGUAUUUCUAAAGAUGGAGUCUGGGACUCUAAUCAUGUUUGUCUAUUUUUUAGUAUUAUUAUUUUUUACUGUUGUUAAACUUCCAGUGGUGUUUCCGGAAACUAUAGAAGGAGAAAAUAAUCCAUCAAGUCAGUAAUAUAGCAACUCUAGUUCAGGGGUUGGCAAACUUUUGGACCGGGGGGGGGCACACUAUAUAUUUUACACACAACAGUCCACCUGGAAUUAUUGUAUCUGUAAAAGUGUCAUGCAAUCUGCUAUAUGUGCACUUUGAAAUCAUUUAUUUGAUGUAAAGUGCGAUAUAAAUUACAUUUAUUAUUAUUAUUAUUAUUAUUAUGUGCUUGUGUCCCUUUUUUUCAGGAUCAAAUAACAAAAAUUGAUAAAACAGCUACUUCAACCAUCAAAAGGUUGGCUCAAGCCAUGAUGUUGAGUUGAAAUUAAAUACUUUGGAAAGAACGGGCGGGCCGUGUUCAAACACUCGGCGGACCGGAUGUGGCCCCCGGGCUGCAGUUUGCCCAUCAAUGCUCUAGUUAAGCGAAAAGUCGAUUACGCGAUCACUCCUCACUGGAGUUGGUGGGGUCGAGCACUUAAUCUAUCACAUUAAGAUGCACUAUGCGAGGAAGGCAUGUUUAUUAUUACCGUAUAUGAUUGAUCUGCUUUAUAUUUAUUUUCAUUUUUUAAAUAUAGUAUUAACUUGUUUAAAGGGACAAAGGGACCAAAGGUUUCGUUUCUGAUCCAUAAACCACAAACCGGAAUUCAUUAUGUUGAAAAUGAAGUGCCUUUGAUAAUUAAAUUGCUUGCAUUGAGGUCAAUGGCUAUUCUGUAUGUGCUUUCUGGAAUCUAAUAAUAAUAAUAGUAAAAUGCUAAAAAUGCUACAUGUGGCUACUUGAAGGUACAGUAAACCUCGGAUAUAUCGGAUUCAAUUGUUCCCACUGGUUUUGUCCGAUAUAA
This is a messenger RNA of Doryrhamphus excisus (bluestripe pipefish), 4510 nucleotides long. Lineage: Eukaryota; Metazoa; Chordata; Actinopteri; Syngnathiformes; Syngnathidae. The record is from RefSeq and is a predicted model, not a curated record.